UUGUCUGUGUCUCAGAAUUCAAUUGUGUUUGCAAUCCUUCCCCCUGUGUCCAGACAUAAUGGCUGAAAUCGCCCUCACCAUCCUCAGCCCUGUCAUUGAGGAGGCAGUUUCCAAAACAGUUUCAUUUCUUAAAAAACGAAUCGGAAUUGCGGUGGGUUUGGAAAAGGAGCUUGAUAAGCUUCGCGAUUCUCUCAUUCUCAUUCAAUCUGUCAUCCAACACGCAGAGGAAAGGCAAGAAAGUGACCCAGCUAUAAAGCAUUGGCUACAGAAGCUGAAAGACGUAGCGUAUGAGGCAGUGGAUGCAUUGGGUGAGUGUGAGUACAAGAUUCUUAAGAACAAAGUUAAGAGUCAUAGGUACUCGAAUCCUGAGUCUGUCUACUUUUCUCCCUCGUUUCGUAAUCGUAUGGCUACCAAAAUCAACAACAUUAUUAAGCAGUUGAAUGACUUGAAAGACUGGGCCAGUAUGAUCAACCUGGUGGUCACAUUGAGAGGCCAAUCUUGUCCUAAGCAACAUCCAAAGACAGAUUCUUUUCUUGAUAAUUCCACAGUAUUUGAAAGAGAAGACGAUGUCUCAAGAAUUCUCGGCUUGUUGCGUGACUUGAGGAGGAGUCAACAUCCCAUCUCUGGCAUUUCUAUUGUAGGUAUGGCUGGGAUUGGAAAGACAACAAUAGCAAAAUUAGUAUACAUGAAAGCAAAGGAAGAAAAGCUUUAUGAUCUAGCCGCUUGGGUGUGUGUAUCCGAGGACUUCAAUGAUCAAAUCAUUUUGGGAGAGAUGUCAGAGCAUUUUGGCUGGAGUGCUGCUACAAGGAAUAGUAUUAAUGCAUUGCUUGAAGAUCUUGCAGAAAAAUUAGAGAAUAAAACUUUUCUUCUCAUUCUUGAUGACGUAUGGAAUGAAAAUCCUGACAAGGGGGAACACUUCAGCUCUUGUUUGUUAAAAAUUCUGAAGACUACUGGCAGCUCUAUUGUCAUAACAACUCGUAGUGGAAAGGUAGCAUCUACAAUGGAGUCGAUUCCUAUACAACGCUAUGACAUGGAGAGGUUAUCAGAUGAUGCAUGCUGGUUGAUAAUAAAAGAGAAAUUUCUUAGAUCAUCCACAGAAACUUCAAUGACUCCUGAUUUGGAAGCUAUUGGACAGGAUAUUGCCAAAAAAUGUAGAGGUUUGCCAUUAGUUGCUAGUGUAAUCGGAGGAACAUUGAGCCGUCAAACUAGUGUAGAUAAAUGGAAGGAUAUCAGAGAUGAUAAAGCAUGGAAUUUGAAUUCACGAGAUGGAGAUAAGAUUUUAUCUAUUUUGAAAAUAAGUUUCAAUCAUUUGACUUCUCCCUUGAAAAAAUGCUUUUCUUACUGUUCAAUUUUUCCAAAGGAUUUUGUCAUUGAAAAAGAUGAUUUAGUUCAACUCUGGAUGGCUCAGGGGUUUCUUUACCAACCUAACGAAAGCUCUGCAACAAUGGAGGAUGUUGGUAAUGAUUACUUUAGUGAUUUGUUAUCUAACUCCUUAUUUAAAGAUGUGUACAGGGACAAAUUUGGGAAUAUCAGAUCUUGCAAGAUGCAUGACGCAGUGCAUGAUUUGGCACUGUCUGUUUCAAAAGGUGAUACUUUUAUAUGGGAGACUGGUUGCAUAGUUGACCAGGAUGCUAAAAUUCGACAUUUAAGAGUUAAGCAUGACAAGAACGAGCGUCCAAUCAUUCCUAGAGCUGUUGCUCAAAGAUUGCAUUCUUUGUUCUUGGAAGAG
This is a messenger RNA of Rubroshorea leprosula, 1729 nucleotides long. NCBI's taxonomy places the organism in Eukaryota, Viridiplantae, Streptophyta, Magnoliopsida, Malvales, Dipterocarpaceae. The record is from the annotation of a GenBank genome assembly.